Ananas comosus (pineapple) is the source of this 1122-nucleotide messenger RNA. RefSeq names its product zinc finger HIT domain-containing protein 3. Bases 201 to 731 code for a protein of 176 amino acids. Gene Ontology annotation, cellular component: pre-snoRNP complex; nucleus. NCBI's taxonomy places the organism in Eukaryota, Viridiplantae, Streptophyta, Magnoliopsida, Poales, Bromeliaceae. Gene Ontology annotation, biological process: maturation of LSU-rRNA from tricistronic rRNA transcript (SSU-rRNA, 5.8S rRNA, LSU-rRNA); box C/D snoRNP assembly; snoRNA localization. The transcript is spliced from 9 exons. The record is from RefSeq and is a predicted model, not a curated record.
GCUGCACAAGGUCCAGGGAAAAUGCCUCCGUCCAAACCUUUCCCUUCUCGCGAUGCCCUAAUCGAUCGAACUAAUCGAUCCCUUCUCGCGAUGCCCUAAUCGAUCAAACUAAUCGAUUCAAAAGUGAAUCCAUUUCGAUCGAUCACUUCUCCCUUUCGAUUAAUCCCUAAUUCCGCGCUCCUCAAGGGUUUUUUUUAGGUAUGAUGGGGCUUCGGAAAUGUGAAGUGUGCAAGGAGGUGGAGUCCAAGUAUAAAUGCCCCACAUGCCUCACUCCAUAUUGCUCAGUUGGGUGCUUUAAGAAGCACAAAGAAGAUCUUUGCCAAAAUUCAUUGCCAGCUCCAGAAGAAGAGAGUAAGUAUUUCCAUCCUGCAGGAUUUCUGUCUCCAACUCUUCAUAAUGGGAAGGUGGCACAUCCCGCAAAAUCACGGGAAGUAGAAGAAAGAAGCAGGCUUGUUAGCAAAGAACAAUUACAAUCUCUAGAAAUUCCAGUGGAUCCUUCAAGACCUCUUGAAGUGGAGGAACCCAGCUGGGUUGUUAACAAAGAACAAUUGAAGUCUUUAGCAGGGUCCAGUGAGAUCCGAGAUGCCUCGAAGGACGUAGAACUACGGAAACUUAUAAUUAGGAUUGAUAGCUCAAAAGAACCAGAAAAAGAAUUAGAGAAAGCAAUGCUAGGGCAAGAUUUUCGGCAAUAUACUGAUAAGAUUCUCAACAUUAUUAAUCCACGAGAGUAAGAUUCUUGGAUGUGUCCACUCAUCGACAGAUGUUGGGAGAAAUGUGCUCUGGUUACCUUGAUUUUAUAUAUGUAUAUGUAAGUUUUUAAAAGGUAUUGAGUCUUCUUUAUUUUUUUGGCUUCUUUAGUUUUUCUUUUCUUUUCUUUUCUUUUUGAGCCUUGAGGUGGCACACAUGAGCGGUGAAAAAACUACUGUAAUGUAGCAUAUGCUUGAUUUGCUGGCGUUUCGUUGAUGUAGAGGGCCAACAUUUCUUGUUUUAAUGGGUUUUUGUAAGGAGCCUAAAACGGUGAGAUUGUCGAUGUAGCAUGUUGUUCCAGAGUUUUAUAAUAGAGUUUAGGAAAUGAUUCACAAUCCUCUAAAAUAAAACAAGACGCUUUGCUGAGUCCGUGAA